AGUUGUCAGAUUUUAUUUAAAAGCAAACUCAGAAACAAUCGGAAGGAACUUUUUUGAAAACUAUUGGAAUUUUGGCCAUUUGCACUUUUAUUAUCAAUUAAAAGUUAAAAAUAAAACACUAUUGUGACUAUAACACGACGCGCUUACAACAGAAAACUGUGAUACGUAGUGAACGCGACGUAUACAAGCUACAGAAAUCUUUUUUGAAAAUUGGAACAGAGAUCUACGGACUAGUUGCUGGCAGUGGUAGCGGUAGAAACCAUGGCAAGAUCUCGCUGACAGCGAUGACAGUGAUAUGGAGAAUGAAAUAGAUGUGGACAAACUGCCACCUUUAGAAGUUGGGCCUAAUGAGAACCGACUGCAGCACACAUACUGCCUUUGGUUCUCACGCAAGGGGACACAUCGUGCCACGGAUUAUAGCAAAUCACUGCAUGUUGUCGGGCGUUGUGCCAGUGUACAACAAUGGUGGUCGCUAUACUCGCAUCUUAUACGGCCAACGGCAUUGAAGCCAUAUCGAGAAUUAAGCCUUUUUAAACAGGGCAUAAAGCCGAUGUGGGAGGACCCAGCAAACACAAAAGGCGGCCAGUGGGUAAUACGUUUACGGAAGAAUAAAAUUGAUCGAGCGUGGGAAAAUGUGUGUAUGGCAAUGUUGGGGGAACAGUUUCUGGUCGGAGAUGAAAUUUGUGGUGUUGUACUGACAACAAAAUAUCCGGAGGAUAGCUUAUCAGUUUGGAAUCGCACUGCCACGGAUCACACAAGCACGACACGUAUCCGCGAUACGCUACGUAGGAUAUUAAAUAUACCUCUAACAACGGCAAUGGAGUAUAAGAUACACUGUGAUAGCCUUAAAUAUGUAGCAAUUAAUAAAGGCACUCUGAAAAGCUGAAAUUCAGUAAAUACAUUCAACUCAACAAAAAUAAAAACAAUCGCAAACGACGACACUAUGCGCUACGCGAACACCAACAUUAGUAGCAGCAGCAACAAUGGCAACAUCAAUGGUAACAGCAGCAGCAGCUGCAGUAGCAAUAACACCAAUACAAACAGCAAUAAAUACAACAACACUAAAGACAACCACAACUGCAAAAACUAUUUCCACAACAUUACUACCGACAUCGCAAAAACUUAAAACAUCCGAUUAAACUAAAACAAAAAAAAAAACUUAAAUUAUUACAUAAUCUAUCCUCUGACCAUUUGUUCAUCAAACAAUAGGAGCAAACAAACGCACAUACUGGAAGCCGGCAACAAUAAAUAUAGUGCAACUAUGUUUGUUUAAAGUGCUGAAAUUUUUGUUUUCAAGCUGAAUGCUAAUACAAUGCACUAAGAGGAAAUAAUGUUUGGCAUCAUUUGAACUAAAAGCUUCUCUUAAACGCGACAACCUCAAGUUAAGCAUAAACCUCAAGCAAAUAGAAAAUAUAUAUUUAAAAAGAAAAAAAAACGUUAUUCAAAUAAUACCAUUAGUGCUUGCAUACGCGAAACAUCAUCUAAAAAUGCUGUUGCCUCAUAAUGUUGCAUUAUUUCGACAUGAUUAUUACGUAAAAAUAUACAGUCAUCUGUGCGAUACACUAAAUCGUUUAAAUUGUUUUUGUUUUAUACCGAUUUGCAAACUACAUUCAUAUUCUCAAUGAAUUUCUGUUUUUAUAACAAUUUUAAUAAAUAAAAAAAAAAACGUUGGUGCCCACCUCCAAACAAAUACUUAGUAAAGAAAAGUAAAAAUUUUUACUAGAAAUAUCGACCAACUUAUUGAAGUUACAUAGUAUUUGCUAUCAAAAGCAAACCCACAAACAAAAAUACAUACCUACAAUACAAAUAAAUACAUACUCAAUCAACACAAAAAGAGUACAGCAAAAUUAAAUAUUGUAUGGAGUUUAUUGAGAAUAUUCCUCACGCAAAACAGAAUAUCUAAAGAACGGAGGAUGAAGAGUUGUAAAAAAAUUUAAUAAAAAGUUAUUAAAGUUGCAAAAAUGAA
Molecule: messenger RNA, 1966 nt
Organism: Rhagoletis pomonella (apple maggot)
Lineage: Eukaryota; Metazoa; Arthropoda; Insecta; Diptera; Tephritidae
Gene: eIF4EHP
Product: eukaryotic translation initiation factor 4E type 2
Biological process (GO): translational initiation
Cellular component (GO): eukaryotic translation initiation factor 4F complex
Molecular function (GO): translation initiation factor activity; RNA 7-methylguanosine cap binding
Source: RefSeq, a predicted model, not a curated record